Diatraea saccharalis (sugarcane borer) is the source of this 4710-nucleotide messenger RNA. The record is from the annotation of a GenBank genome assembly. NCBI's taxonomy places the organism in Eukaryota, Metazoa, Arthropoda, Insecta, Lepidoptera, Crambidae.
AUGGUAAUAUUGGAAAAUUAUAACGCUGUCAUACCUUCUCACGCUCGUCAGUUAGUCAUGGAACUAGGACAAAAUAAAACAGAUGGGAAGAUGGGAACUAAUUUUGCAAAAAUAUUAAUUGCAGAUGACAUGCUUGCAGAGAAAUCUCACAACUUGAUAACUCAAGCGUCAAUGAGGAAGCAACUGUCAGCCCCGGAAUACUUGGAAAAGAGAAAAAUGGACAGAGAGAGAAGGAAAUCAUUCGAAAACGGCAUAAGGGGUCGUCUCAAGAAAGUCAACAGGAAAUACACAGUACCCAAUUCUAGACCUGAAUUGAGACAAGAAUGCGAUUGCGUUCAGGUGUCUGUAGAUAAAGGCAUUGAUUAUACUUGCGACAAUUGCUAUGUCGAUCUGUGUUCGGAUUGUGAAACUGUAUUGGCCAAAACAAAGCGAAAAGAUGGAAAAUGCAGCUGUGAAGUUGGGGACAUAGUUGGCGACAAAUGUCCAGAAUGUGAUAAAUCAUUACAUUUUAUUGAUUCUGGGAGUGCUGAGGGAUUGGAAAGGAAACAUUCAGAUUGUAAAUGUUCUGACUUUAAGUCAUCGCAAGAGAGCUUCAACAAAGAGUUUUCUGGAUCUCUCAACAAAACUAGAGGUUAUCAUUCCUCUGAUAACAUCGUUGGGUAUUCAGAAAGUAGUAAAAGUAGAGAGGAUUUAAGUGACACCAAUAGUUCUUUAAACAACGUCAGAAGUAUUCCAAAAACAUGUCUUAAAUGCGAGAAAAUCAAAGAAAAUAUUGCUGUCACCGAAUCACCGCCUGCUUUGCAUGUUACAAGAAAAUCCAGAUGUGUUGAUAGUGAUAAAUACAAGACGGACACAUUACGAUCAAAAUCAAAAGACGAUCCGCAAAGAUCAAAAUUAUCUAAAAUAGGAACGUGGCGGAGGAAAUCUGAACCCGGAUUGCAACAAAACAAUUUAAUUUCAAAAAGGUCACAAGAUAGUGAUAGUGAAAGAUAUGAAUCACGAGGCUUUGAAAAGAUAGAAUUUGAAUGUCGAAAUUGUGGUUCCAAUAAAAUUACCAAAAAAUUAAAGACUAGUGAUGGCACUAUUGUUUCAGACCCUGAAAUAGAUAACAAGAAAAGAGGCGUAGGCUCCGCUAAAUUAGGAAUUGAAGUGAGAAUGUAUAAUACUAAAAAUAUACCAAAGAAAAUUUCAAAGCUAAAGAAAAAUAGAGCGAAGGGCUUACGUCUUGGAUCUGAUACUACUGCAAAAUUCUAUGCCGAUUUCUCUACUGAUGUAUCCACUGAAAAUAUUCUUCACAUAUCAGAGUCUAAUGACAGCUUGAAUAUAGAAAAAUCAAAAGAAGUUCCACAGGCAUUAGUAAUAUCAGACUCGUUAAGUAAAGAUGAAGAUAUUGAUGAUGAAACUUACAGAAAGUUAAUAGAAAAAACAGAUUCAUUUAAAAAGAACGAGUUAGAGAAAGUUAAAUAUUUAAAUCAGCAAAAAGUGAUUACUGAAGGGUCAGAAGCUGAAGAUAAACCAAAUGAGAUCGAAGAGGUAUGUGAUGAAGUGAAGGAAUAUUGCGAAGAAACAGAACAACCUUUGGAACAAAUAAUUUCACAACUAUUAAUGCAAAAUAGGGAGUUUCAAAAAUUACUAAAAAAACAACAAUUACGAAAUAGUGCUCAAAGACGUCACCAGAGGUUGCUAAAAUCUCAUUCAAAUCCAGAACAUGUUAUUCUCGGAAGAAACACCGAAUCCACAAAAUUGAAACCAAAAUACAACAGGCAAACUUCUGAAAAUAUAGACUUAAUUAAAACUGAUGAACAAGAUGACAUAUCGGCAGCUGGUAAAUUAGAAAUAGAAGUAGUGUUGUCAGACGAUGACCACAUAUAUGAAACACUGAGGGUAGACAAUAAAAAAGAAGAAAACUUAGUUAAUUCUAAUAGUCAAAAUAAACUUAAAAAAAUUGACUUACCUACACUAUCAAACGCUUAUAAUGGUCAAAGUAUUCCAGAUGUCAUAAUGACUAACCCAGAAUCAGAUUAUGUAUAUCUUUCAUUUGAUAAGUUGAAUGCUCAAGACACUGACGGCAUAUAUGACGUACCUGUAAAAUCUCCAGAAAAAAAUGUUAAGCGAGAAAACAUCGACGACUAUGUUACAAUGGAACAACAAAGAGUACCAAGCAUUAGUGAAAAUCUGUAUGACAGCUUAGUUGAAGUUUGUAGACGGAAGAAAGAUUUACAUACAACUUUAGCAAAUGAUUAUUUGCCCAUGAGUCCAGAUCAACAAAGUCCUAAUACGCCAGAAAUAUGGCUGAGUAGACAGAAAGAACAUUUUAAUGUAUCACGUGACAGAAAAUCUGGAUCACUUCCUAGAAGUUUUCAGGUGGUAACAGCGACUCAAGAAGAAAAUAAUUUGAAUACUUUUAAAUGCAAACCUAAUAGUACUAGUAAAACGUACUUAAAUAGAGAUGGAAAGGUUAUGAGUACUGAUAGGCCUUUUACCAUCGCCUCAGAUAAAAGUGAAAUUAGUUAUGAUGAUGUCGAAAACUACAUGAGCGAAGGUGAUAUUCUGAAAUUCAGCAAAGGUCCGAAAACAAAUGACAGUGAAUAUCAACGGGAUAUCAGCCAGUCAACUCUAGAAUUAGAAGAAGAAAUUGAUCGGUGUUAUAAGAAUAAUUUUGAAGAAAUUGAUUUAAAUAAAAACAAAAAUGAUAAUCUUUUAACAGUUUCUCAACCUAAUUUAAACACUUCCACUACUUCAUCAUGUGAAAUAUUACCAGUUAAUCACAAUGAUGAUAAACAAAAUGAAACAGAAGUUAUACAUCCCGAACAUAAAAUUUAUAAGCCGACUAGUAAUAUUCUUUCACUUCGAAAUGUUUUAAAUCGUUUCAAAAAUAAAACUCCAAAUAAAAACAGUGAUGAUAGUGAAAUCAAUGCAAAUGAUCAAAGUAGCCCUGACAGUGUAAGAUCUGAUUUGAAAAGUCCUGCAAGUGAAAAACGUUCGGGUUUAAAUCCUAGAAGUUAUUCUAAAAACUUAUUACAAAGAUUCAAAAGUAUUAUUGGUGAUGAGCAUGCGGAUGAUAAUCAGAAUAAAACGGAAAUCAUCAGAACAGAUAUAACAACAGAAGAUGUUCGGAAUAGUUCAUCAAGAAAUGAUGUAAAAGUUGUUAUAACUUCUACUGAUAUCAGUUCAACAAUUUCAGUUACAAACUCAUCAAGGAAUGAAAUUUUAACUAAGAGUGUGUAUGAACACUUAACUAACGAAAAAAACAAUUUAGAUAAAUUUUCUCAGAGUUGUGAUGAUAUUUCACCAAAAGAUGAAAUCAGUAGACCGAAAUACGAAAAAAGUUUCAGUAUGGUUACGAAUAUAUCAAGCUCAAUAAGCAGUACGUCCUCGCCGUCUAAAUCUAAUAAUAGUUCAUAUCACAGCUUAAACAAAUUACCUAUUUACAUGCAAGGCAGUAAACACUUAGGUGCUAGAAUAGCUCAGUCGGAUUACGUUGACCCUAUGACACUAGUAUGUGAGAACUCGACAUUAAAAAACGUUAACGUAUUAAUAAACAAAAGUGCUGUCAGACCUGAUAGUUUAUUUUCAAACUCUUCUUUUGUAACUUCGUCGAGUGAAGGCACAUAUCAUGACAGUCAAAAAUCAAAUACUACACAAACAGUUCCAGAAAGCAAUACAAUAGCUGAAUCGCCGAGCCACACAGAUGAAAAUUUUUAUGAGAAAUCCUUUGAAAGGAUAGAGCAUAUGACCGAUCAGGACGUAUUUAGAGAUUCAGCAGUUUAUUCUGAUCAAGAGGAUACAAUAGAAACCAAAACUGAGACUUCAAGUAAAGUAAACAAAAUCGUUACACGAGUAGAAAGUAUUAGAAGAGAAGCAUCAUUUAAAACUAAAAAUAGUACGAUAAUUUCAAAUGUAAGCGAUCGGAGUGUGAACAAACAAUUAACCGUAAUCACAAAUAAAACUCAACACACUGAGCUUAGUCAUAAAAAUGAUGCAGAUAAGUUAAAGCCUAAAGUAGCACCUCCUAUUCCUGCCAAACCUAAAAUAUCAAAUAUUCCUGCGUUGACUAGUAUCUCAUCAAAAACAAAUGUUACAAAUAAAUCUAAUUACCAUAUUAAAAGUCAAGGACGUUCCUCAUCUUCUGAAUCUAUUAAUACAAAAACUAUCAAGCGCAGUACUAAUCCUAAUUCUAAACAAACAAUCGACAGAAUAGAAUCCACUACACAUAAUGAACCAAAAACCUGUAAAGACAAGGCAACUGAAACUAGAGUGAGUAACGUAAAUGUUAAAGACGAUAAUACACUAAAAUCACAUGGUAACAUACAAAUGAAAAGAUUAAGCUUCGAAAGGGCUAGUUUUGAUUCUGCUACUAUACGUAAAACAAAAGUCAACGAUUCAAAGAGAAUUAAUGAACCACCGAAAAUAGCCAGUAAAUCUGUCUUAGAAAGACGAAUGGAAAUCGAAUUAAUGUCUAAAAGUCAAACGGUAAAACUUGGACAGAGUAUCAAAAAGCCUUUACAAAGGCCUAAGCCCGUUGCGACGAAAGUAGCUAAUCUUCAAAGAAGUCUUAGUGACAAUCCAACGAAAGAUGAAAUUUCCUUAAGGACUCCAGACAAUGACAUUCCUAUUAACAAAAACACAGAUGAUCUUACUAAUUCCGAAUCGAGAGAUUUAGAUGCAAAAGGCAGUUGGGUUAAACAAGUUGUCAACAAAUUCCAAUGA